Molecule: messenger RNA, 1170 nt
Organism: Aplosporella prunicola CBS 121167
Lineage: Eukaryota; Fungi; Ascomycota; Dothideomycetes; Botryosphaeriales; Aplosporellaceae
Exons: 5
Coding region: 1-1170 (389 amino acids)
Molecular function (GO): protein binding
Source: RefSeq, a predicted model, not a curated record
AUGGCCGACCAACCGCCGCCAACGCAAGACCAAGCCGCACCCGACACGGUACCUGCGCCCGCCGACCCCGACAGCAACGAUGUCGCGCAGCAGCAGCAUACAAGCACAGAGGCUGACUCAGCGGGAGGAAGCGGCGGUGCGAGGAGCAAGAGCGGCUGGGACGGGAAACUGCGCGUCGAGAAGAAGCCUGUCAUUGUGAACCCAGAGGCGCUGAGCGACCCAGAGUACUCAGACGAGGAUGCGCCGCCGACGGAGCAGAUCGAGGCGGAUGAAGACUUGCUGGAGGACUACGAGGAAGACGUCGACCAAAUCGACCUUAUCCACUGCCGGAUAACCUCGAUUCCCGCGCUACGGCUUGAACGGUUCAAGGAAGUCAAGAGCCUCUCUCUUCGCCAGAACCAAAUCUCCACCAUCGAGUUCCCCAACAACAUAGGCUCAACCGUAGAAGAGCUUGACCUCUAUGACAACCUGAUCGGCCAUAUCAAAGGCCUCGAUAACUUCACCGAGCUCACUAACCUCGACCUUUCCUUCAACAAGAUCAAGCAUAUCAAGCGCAUCAAUCAUCUUAAGAAACUCCGCGAUCUUUACUUUGUACAGAACAAGAUAUCCACCAUCGAAGGCCUGGAGGGCCUCGAUGUGCUACGCAACUUGGAACUGGGCGCAAACAGGGUGCGCGAGAUACAGAACCUGGAGAGCCUGACAGCACUGGAGGAGCUGUGGCUGGGCAAGAACAAGAUCACAGAGAUCAAAGGGCUAGACACGCUCAGCAACCUCAAGAUCCUCUCGAUCCAGUCGAACCGGUUGACAUCGAUCACGGGGCUCAACAACCUGACGAACCUGGAGGAGCUGCACAUAUCGCACAACGCGCUGACGACGACCGAAGGACUCGAGAACAACGUGAACCUGCGCGUCAUCGACAUCACGGGCAACCCGAUCGAGCACCUGACCAAGCUGGACAACCUCAAACAGCUCGAGGAGUUCUGGGCCAGCUACUGCAAGAUCGCCGACUUCGCCGAGGUCGAGCGCGAGCUGCGCGACAAGGAAAACCUCGAGACUGUCUACUUCGAGGGCAACCCGCUGCAGCUGCGCCAGCCCGCCCUCUACCGGAACAAGGUCCGCCUGGCUCUGCCCCAGGUCAAGCAGAUCGAUGCCACGUUUGUCAGGGUGUGA